AAGAGUAUCCAUUAUAAUUGUUGUUCAAGAAAUCAAUAAAAAAGAAUAAGGAAAUUAUGUCUCUGAGGGUAAAAACUAAAGCCAAUAACAAGUUAGAUGAGAAUUUAGAGCCAACUAGUCCUACAUCAGAAUACUUCUUGACUGAGGUGGCAACACUCUAUGUUCUUUGUAUUUUUGAAUUGGAGAUACCUAUUGAUUCUUCAUCCAUCUAUGCUUUUUUCAACGAUGCCUUCCUUGAAAGUUAUCCUCGUUUCUCGUGCAUUCCGAUUGAAGACAAGCAGAGGAGGAGAAAUGUGUGGAAGAAAGUGGAAGUUAAUGUGGAAGAUCAUAUUAAAUUCUCAAAAUUCCCGGAACAUUUAUCACCAGAAAACUAUAGUGACCAUUUUGAUGAUUACAUCUCAAAAAUCGCUACAUCACAACUUCCGAAAGACAAACCUUUGUGGGAAGUUCACACAUUCAACUACCCAACAAAGAAUAACGCAGCUGCAACUUUAAUAGUUAAGUUUCACCAUGCAGUUGGUGAUGGUACAUCUCUCAUGGGCGUCGUCUUCUCUUGCUUUAAGCGAGUCGACGACCCGACGCUGCCUCUCACUUUCCCUUCCACUACUAGGACUUCUUCUUCAAAGGGACAUGAAUUACAUGAUUUUAAAGCUACUUUGAUGAAAGUUAUCAACAUUGUGCCGAAAUUUUUAUGUUCAAUGUUGUACAACAUAUACGAUUUUGGACAAACUCUUAGGGUUCUGCUUGUUGAAGAUGAUCGUACUCCAAUCAGGUCCGGAAUUACCAACAUGGCUCUUCCUUAUUCCGCAAAAAUUUGUUCAGUCACUUUAUCUCUCACUGAUGUCAGGAGAAUCAAAUCACUUCUUAAAGUGACUGUUAAUGAUGUUGUUAUUGGGAUAAUCUCUUUUGCAACUCGGUUGUAUAUCCAAGAUGCAGACCAAGGAGGACGACUAAAUAAUGCCCGCCUAACGGCAUCAAUGGCUGUCAAUAUGAGGAGUAUCAAGAGGUUUGCAAGUCCCGAAGAGAUGCGGAAAGAAAAUACAUGGGGAAAUAAAUUCUCAAUUAUUGAAAUGCCACUCCCAACUUUAGGGAAAGAUGACAUUAGAAAUCCCCUAAAUUUUGUUAUCAAUACAAAUAAAAUUCUGAACAGAAAGAAGAGGAAUGUGGGUGCCAUAUAUCUCACGGCAUUGACCCUUGAUGCUAUAAGGAUAUUCGGAGGCUUCAAGGCAGCAACUCGGACCUUUGAAAAGAGCUGGAAAAAUUCUACCGUUGCGAUUACCAAUAUGAUUGGACCCGUCGAUCACAUCAGUGUUGGCAAUCACCCAAUAAAAGGCUUUUACUUCGUACCGACUGGAUUGAACUUGAGUUUAACAGUUUCCGUGCUGAGUUACAUGGAAAAUCUAAGACUUGGUUUAGUAGUUGAGAACGGCUUCAUCGAUCAUCAAAGAUUAGUUACUUGCGUGGAAACUGCAUAUCAAAAGAUUCUUCAAGCUGCCAAUGCAUCUGCAAAGUCCAAGUAAAACACUAUCACUAUUUCCAAUUUUAUGGCACAAUAUACCACAUGAGAGAACAGUGGUGUGCUCCUCAUCUUCACUCCUAAUAAAUCUAUGGAUCCAGUUAGGCUCCACUUCCAUCAACAUGGAUGCCCUUUAAUUUGUCUCCCCAAUUAUCAAAGCAAUACUAUAAGAAUAAAAUAUGGAUAAUUCAAAAGAAAUUGUGUUGUAUUAUUAUAACUUUUUAUGACCCAUUUGGUACUCGUUAAUAAAUUGUUGUAAUAUUGUCGGAUGGAAAUGAAUUUUAAGUGUAAUGUUACAACGAAAGCACAUUUAAAAUCUCCAUGGGAAUGUAAUUUCAACCGUCAAGUUUGUAUUA
Messenger RNA from Beta vulgaris subsp. vulgaris (sugar beet), 1872 nucleotides. RefSeq names its product wax ester synthase/diacylglycerol acyltransferase 4. Lineage: Eukaryota; Viridiplantae; Streptophyta; Magnoliopsida; Caryophyllales; Amaranthaceae. The transcript has 5 exons. The record is from RefSeq and is a predicted model, not a curated record. The coding region runs from base 57 to 1520 and encodes 487 amino acids. Gene Ontology annotation, cellular component: plasma membrane. Gene Ontology annotation, biological process: triglyceride biosynthetic process. Gene Ontology annotation, molecular function: long-chain-alcohol O-fatty-acyltransferase activity; diacylglycerol O-acyltransferase activity.